Molecule: messenger RNA, 729 nt
Organism: Durusdinium trenchii
Lineage: Eukaryota; Dinophyceae; Suessiales; Symbiodiniaceae
Source: the annotation of a GenBank genome assembly
AUGCGAGCAGGUGAUUCCGCCGGGUGGUGUGCGCGGAUACAUGCAGGUGGCCCAGCUCAGCGAGAACGCGUUGAUGCAAGCUGUAGCGCAACAGCCUGUGGCAGUGGCCAUCGAUGGCGAUUCACUGGUGUUACUUGCACUAGUGGCAUCCUUGGAGGAGAUUGUGGCGCCAAGCUUGACCACGGUGUCCUCCUGAUUGGAUAUGGCAGCAGUGGAGGACAGAAUUACUGGAUCAUCAAGAACUCCUGGGGUGUGCAGUGGGGCGAAAAUGGUUUUGGCAGACUAGCUCGCGGAGUUGGCGGUUCAGGAGAGUGCGGGAUUCUGUCCGAUGCCUCCUAUGCUGUCUUGGACAAGGGCAAGGUGGUGCCCGGCACCUUCGAUCCUGACCCUGGAACCGUGGCGGCACUGCUCUUUGCGCUCCUUUGCGCCUGCUGUGUGGCAGUAUUCAUCUACACGCAGUUCUGCAAGCGCCGGCAGCGCCGCGAUCCACUUCUUUCACAGCCUACGCCGCAGGCUCCAUCUACCCGAGUGAUGCCGAACCCCUGGGCAAUCUGUCUCUCCAAGGCCCAGCAAGCUGUCACACCGAGCGUCCAGCGAGGAGUAAUGACACCGAGUGCGCCAACCCCCAGCGGAUCCAUUGUGGCGCAGCCUGUAGCUGCACAGCCACCGGCAGAUGCACAGGCCCGAACUGGGAAUUCUGCACAGAGCAGGUUGCUGCAGAACAAGUAG